Chara braunii is the source of this 4309-nucleotide messenger RNA. Lineage: Eukaryota; Viridiplantae; Streptophyta; Charophyceae; Charales; Characeae. The record is from the annotation of a GenBank genome assembly.
GGAAAAAAUUCCGGCCUGUCCUUCGGGACAUCCGUUAAAAUUGGAACGAUACAGAGAUUGAUUAGCAAUGGCCCCUGCGCAAGUAAGGAUGACACGCAUAAAUCGAGAAAUGGUCCAAAAAUUUUCCGGCCUCACAGCCCCAAAGAAGUUGGCGGUCACGCAAGGGCAAAGAAAACAAGCCGCGCGGCCGAAGUUGCGGUGGGGCGGAAAGUUGCGGAGGGGCCGAAGUUACUGAGACUGCUGGGCGGAGUUGAGGAGGAUGGCAGAUGAACGUGAGGAUAGAGAACAGUUCUCUGCAGACGAUUUUGCAGAAAUUCAUCCAGGCCGGCGGAUGGUGUUCAGGUAUCCGCUGAGGGUAGCCCACCAUGUGGCGGCUGCGGGGGACGAAGGAUCAGGAAAGGAGGGUGUUGUCCACGCGCGUACAUGUGAUGGAAAUGGAGCUGACAUAGGAGUGGAGGGGAUUUCGUGUGCAAGUGUCGAUUGCUCGCCUGUUGACAAGGUGGGGGUGAGGGACGCUAGCGUGGUUGUUGACCUGAUCGUGACGAUUCUCGAUGCAUUGAUCGAAUCUCAGGGACAUGAUGAGGUGCCAGCUGGAACACAGGAUGUCCAUUCUGUUGGCCCACCACGUGUCAAUUUUGUGGCCAUGGUUGUUCCUAUGGGUAAGGAACAUGAUUGGGUUUACUCCUCUCCCGGAGGCCAAUGGCAGUUGCUUGCCAGUGCAGGCGGUACCCGAUUGGUGUUGAUUUGCUGCACUGACGUGGCACAUGAUUUGCAAAUGGCGAUCACAGAAGACGAUAUCCGCGCUGGGCUUCAACCUCUCCUGCUUGCACUUGCGCCGCGCUCUUGUUUCGACGAUUGUCAGCCCAUCCCUUUCAUCAGCUACACUGAUAGCGUUGUCCGGCGGCACGUGUUGGAGGUUGUCGAGUCGGAGAUGACAGGGGAGAUGAGGGUGGAAGAUGUGGAGCUUGACUCUCCGCGAAGGGUGCUUUUGCAAGAGCACGAGAGUCCGCAGGAAUGGAAUACUAAUCGAGGUGAGGAGAGGACGGAGAUCACAGACUCGGAUAAGCUCGGUGAGUGCAGUCAAGAUUGGAAAAGAGUGAGAAGAAGAGAGGGGUUGUUGUUGGAAGGGGAGUCCGGCAGAAGGGGCCCGGAUCGAGAAUCCAUGUCUGUAUCGGGGAUGUCAGACACUAGCUCUGGAGGCGUCUCUGGAGCGGGUGGAGCAGGUCCGCAAAGGGCUCGCUUCCGACGCAGGCUUGUCUUCAAGCGAAUGCCUAAUCUUAUCCAGAGCGAGGUUGUACUAGUUGAGCCACGGGUCGGCAAAAUGUUUGCCUGCACAUCCCUAGUUACCAGCAGCAGUCGUGAUUGUGGCACGUUUGUGCUGUGUUCCCACGAGGGGGCAUGGCGCCCUCAGGGGCCCUCCCUACAGGGCAGUCUUAGCAACGGGCAUACAGAUCACAGUGAUAAAGAUGGCUGUAGAAAUGACCGUACACACAGUGUCAUGGUCGAAAAAGGUGUGUGUGGACGUAAGCGCAACCAGAAGGACCCUACGACUGGCAUUUGUGGCGAACGGAAGCAUCUGCGGACAUCGGCGAAUAGGGAAAAGAAUAGGGCCAGUGGGGUGCUUGACCCUGUGCAGCAGCAUGACACUGACCAGGGGACUGUUCGCCCAUUGUCCACUGCCAAUGCUUCUGCUGUCAAUGCUCCAUUCGUCAACGCUUCUGCAGUUAAAACUCCUGGAGUCAACGGCACUGUUGCCAAUGCUGCUGAAGUCAACGGCACUGCAGUCAACACUGUUGGAGUCGAUGCUGCUGAAGUCAAUGGCACUGCAGUCAACACUGUUGGAGUCGAUGCUGCUGAAGUCAAUGGCACUGCAGUGAAUAAUGCAGAAGUCAACGCCACUCCAGUUCAUGCCACUGUAUUCAAUGCUGCUGGAGUUAACGACAACGCAGUCAACACUGCCGGAGUCCACACCGCUGCAGUCAACACUGCUGAUGUCAAUGUGGCUGAAGUCAAAGCCACUGCAGUGAAUGCUGUUGAAGUGAAUGCCACUGCAGUCACUGCCACUGCUGCCAGUGAUGCUGGCGUUCAUGCCAACUCUGCUAUACUCGUCUCUGCCAGAUACAAUCGCCCUGAAGGUCAGUUGUGCACAGGUGUGCAGCAGCCAGCUCACUCUGCUGAUGCAGUGAGUGGUGGAUGGAAAGGUGAUGGAGCUAUGAAUGAUUCUGGAAGAGGGAUGGAUUUAACCCCUCUGUGGUCUACGUCGCCGGUGCCACACACAGAACAAUCCGUCUGCAAGCAAGGCGAGUGUGUGCAUGAUGCUGGAGAUGGAGAUAAAGAUGGAGAUGGAGAUGGAGAUGGAGAUGGAGAUGGAGAUGGAGAUGGAGAUGGGAAUGGAAUGGAUGGUGGGCAAGAUACUGUGACAUGGCAUUCUGACACAAUGACACCCGGCAUGGAUGGACGAGUUAUUGAUCAUUGUCAGCUGAUUCACAGUUACCUUCCGGCAAUUGUUGCAGGGCUGAGCCUGAUUGCUCCCGUCUUGGAUUGCCGCUUGGCUGAUGGAUGUCUGCCACGUGUACUUGUCAUUGGUCUGGGCGGUGGGGCGCUGCCUAUUUUCCUUCAUCGCCACUUUCCUUUCCAGAUGGAGGUGGUGGAGAAGGACACAGAGGUCGGAGGAUUAUCAAAGCGCCACUUUGGUCUUAGAGAGGAUGGGAGAAUGAGCGUUUUCAUUGGAGAUGGAAUAGAGUUUGUUGGGAAGGAUCGGGGGAGGAGGUUAUCUGGGAGUCUUGGAGAUGAGAAGGAGCAGGAAAAAGUGGAGAAGAGCGAGAGUGAAAAACAGCAGGACAAGAGGAAGGUAGAAGAAGGAACAGCUAUGCCAGCACAGCUUAAAAGGAAGAGAGGACUACAUGCGGAGACGAAACUGGGGAAGGUAGGGUGUAGAAAUGUAGAAAUGAGUGAUUACAAUCAUGAAGGGCCAGCAAUGGCAGCAGAAGGAAGUACUGCUGGAGGCCUGAAGAGAAGGAGUGAGGAGAUGAAGAGGUCUUCUGUGGAUUCUGCAUUGAUGGGCAUGUCGGCAGCGAAUGGAGAAUUAAUGGGGGAGGAAAAUGUGCAGCAGUUGCGAUAUGUCGAAUGCCUAGGGUGGAGUGAGGGGAUGCUAUCGAAGGAGUUGGAGGAGAGGUGCUCGGCGAGCUCCGAGCUCGGGAGGAUGUUGUCGGUGGGUGUGGAAUUGGCACAGGGGGAGGGUGUGCAGUUGCAGCCCUCUGCUGUAUCAAAUGAAUACGGAUGUGCAGAUACUCCCGCAUCAGCCAGAAUGUUAUCAUCAGAGUCAUCGGACUGGUCAGAAUCGUCAGAUGAAUUGUCAGAUUUGUCCGGCUCGCUGGGAUCGAAUGAAAGUGAUUUGACGUCGCUUUGCACGUCUUCUUCUGAGCAGGUGGAAAGCGUGCAGGCUGAGAAAAAUGCCUGGGAGUCGAGGUCCCAUGGAGAGGAUGCAAGGGACGCAGGACAUACUUCUUCCUCUGCCAAUUGGGAUGUCGUUAUAGUCGAUGUGGAUGCGGGAGACGCCAGGCUCUUCGUGAGCUCACCGCCGAGUGAGUUCCUCGAGCCACGCUUCUUAAAAGCUGCGAGGAAAUCUCUGCAAGUUGGCGGAAUGCUGGUCUUCAAUGUCGUUGCAUGGUCUGGCGAGUCCUAUUCUGAUGUCAUUCGAGUCUUGAAAACCUUCUUCAAGGACGUUUAUGAAGCAGAUGUUGAGGGCGACGUGAACCGGGUUGUUUAUGCCAUUCACAGGCGGGGUUCGAAAGGGGUAGGGGCGGACUUGAGUGACAGCUACUGCUGCAGGGACAUCCCUGUCGAUAAGAGGGGCUGUCUCAUGCGUAUUGUGCGAUCAGUAACAGGUAGCUUGUGCGAGGCCAUCCGUUUGGUUAGAUGAGAAGCACGUGAAGACGAGUGUGCAAUAUAGCUGCUACUACCCUCUUUCCCUGAAUACAACAUACAGUCAACAUAGCUGUAUCAUGUGGCACCGCCGGUCUUUGUUCCUAUGGAAGUUUCUUGGUGGCUGUGGAGGUUCAAGUCAGACUGAGAGGACCUGUUUUGUCAGAAGGAUUGCUUGAGCUAUGGUACAAGGACGAAGAUUAUGUGGAACAGAGCUGUUGUUUGCAGAUCGGGUAUCAGGUAUGUAUUGAGUUUUUCAGUUUUACCUCAUCAAGUUCCGAAACCGUUGAACAGCUGUAGGUUUGAAGAUGAAAGGCUUGUUACCUGAAAGGCUUGUGGCAGGAUAGUACACACUUGUAACUGUCAGUAAAGUCCGAUAAACAGA